CAAACAACCUGAUAAACAAGGGGCAGUUACUAAGAUAUAACAUUACUCUCUUAUUUAAAUAUGCUUACCGGUAGUUGGUUACACUUUCAUAGUUCAAUGUAAUUUUGACAUACUGACAGUUUUAAAUAAUGCAGUAAUAUUUAAAAAUGUCAGCACAACCUUUCAUGGCUAAGACAGUUCGUCUCGCUUUGACAAUUAUAAUUAGUACAAUAAAAUAAAUGAAAUUGAUCAUAAGGUUCAUUACCGUGUCGCAAACGGCGCGACGCGACGUAUACAUGAGUUACCUCUGCGGUUUCCGCGUCAAAACAUUACGCCACGGAAAAAAGGUGUUAAAUAAAGUAUUCGAAAAAAUAUCCUUUGGUGUGUGUAGAAAAUUAUAUAGAAAAAUGAAAUACAGGGUGAAAGACCCACGGAAGAUUGGCAACCACAGCUUAGAAUACAAACUAGAGCGCACAGUUCAAAUUCAGUUCGUCCUAAUUGGUGUGCUAGGGUUGUUGCUGCUAGCUUUCGCUGUAUAUACGUCUGUAUUGUUUAUAACCGACUACUAUCGUCCAAAGAUAUGUCUCAGCGAAGAAUGUGUUGGCUCAGCUUCAAGAAUCCUUCAAUCAAUGAAUAGAGAUGCAGACCCGUGUCAGGACUUUUAUGAGUUCGCGUGCGGCGGCUGGAUCAAGCAGAACCCUGUCCCGGAGUGGUCCGUAUCCUGGUACCAGUUAGAUAAGGCGAGGGCGCAACUCGCCAAAGUUCUGAGGGAACUUCUGGAAGAAGAAAAUGAUGAUGGAUUGCCUGAAGCUGUUUUAAAAGCGAAGACAUUCUACCGAACCUGUGUAGACACUAAUAAACUAGAAGAAGUGGGUAUCAAACCGUUGCAGGAGGUUCUGCAGAAACUGGGUCUUUCUCCCAGUCCACCCGUAACGGCGAACGCGAAUUUCACGUGGGAGGUGACGGCUGGGCGCGGCCGACGCAUGCUGGGACUCAACGUGCUGCUCAACGUAAAAGUGGAGGAGGGUGUCCGGAACAACAGUAGAUACCGCAUCCUGAUCGACCAAGUGUCUCCAGGGUUCAAUAAGGCGUUCCUUCUGAAACCCACGUGGUUCGCACGAGAGCUGGCGCUUUACCACAAGCACGUUAAAGCAAUGAUUGCUUUAAUAGACCAGAAGAUUGAUGCUCAUAACUUUGCUGAUGAUGUUUUGGAGUUCAGCAAGAAGCUUGCUAGUAUAAUGACCUCAGAGCGACAGCGACGCAGUGGCGACCACUUAACCUAUGACAUGACUAUUGAGGAACUUCAGGGGUCGAGGAAUAGACCAGCGCAGUGGAAGGAGCACGACUGGGAACAAUAUUUGAACCUGGUGUUCGCCAACACCAGUGUGACGCUUGACCCGCAGCAUGACCGAGUUAUUGUCAAGGACAUGCCGUACUUGAAGAGGUUGUCUGUUUUGCUCAAUGAAACAAAGCCUAUUCGUAUUGAACGCUUUCUGUGGUGGAACAUGUUCUCAGCAAUAGCUCCGUUGACCCUCGAUGCGUUCAGGCAACUUAAUUUCGAAUUAUCUAAGGCAAUGUAUGAAACACCGCAACGUACACCGCGCUGGAAGAUUUGUACCACUGAAACUAACUACAACUUAGGGGACGCGUUGAGUUACCUGUACGUGAAAAGAUACUUCGAUGACAACUCGAGAUUGAAGGCUUUAGAGAUGAUAGGAGAUGUGCGCGAGGCGUUCGCAGAGACGAUACAAAAGGUAGACUGGAUGGACGCCAGCACAAAGUUCCAGACUCUCAAAAAGCUAAAGGAAAUCCGCAACCUAGUGGGCUUCCCAAAGUGGCUACUGACGGAUGAACAGCUCAAUAAGCAUUACCAAGAUAUAGAAGUGGUCGAGGGGAACUUGUUUGAGACGUAUAUGAAUCUUAUGUGGAUUACUGUCAAGAAAUCUCUGGAGUUAUUGGGAGAAAUACCGGAUAGGAAUGCAUGGGUAUCAUCCGCAACAACUGUGAACGCCUAUUACUGGAACACCCGCAAUUCCAUCUCCUUUCCCGCUGCUAUACUUCAACCGCCUUUCUAUGGCAAUGGAAUAGAAGCGGUCAACUACGGCGCAAUAGGUGCGAUGAUGGGACACGAAAUUACACAUGGUUUUGACAACCAAGGUCGGAAAUAUGAUGAGGAGGGCAACCUAAAGCAGUGGUGGUCUGAGGCGACACUGAAACACUACCAAAAGAAGGUGCAGUGCUUUAUCGACCAAUACAGCAAGUACCACAUGCCGGAGUUGCCAAACCAUAAGGUGCACGGGUUCAACACGCAGGGCGAGAACAUCGCGGACAACGGCGGCCUGCGCGCCGCCCUGCGCGCCUACCGCCGCUACGGAGCGCGCGCGCCCGCCCGCGCCCGCGACGUGCUGCCCGCGCUGCCCGACUACACACCCGAACAACUCUUCUUCCUGGGAUUCGCACAGAUAUGGUGCGGUAACUCAACAGUGCAAGCAUUGGAGACUAAAAUCACGAGAAGUGUGCACAGUCCGAACAAGAUCCGCGUGAUCGGCACUCUGAGCAACUCAGACGAGUUCGCGCAUGCGUGGAAGUGUCUCAAGGGUUCUCCCAUGAACCCCGAACACAAAUGCGUGCUGUGGUGACGUGACCAACGUAGUUUAGGUGUUGCUGUCAGUUGCUUUCAUUAUGUCGCUUUAUUGGCUCUAGAAAGUAUUUUGUCAGCAAUUGCAACUUUGUAUUCUAAUCUAUCCUUUUUAUUUUUAGUUCACACGCCUUUAGUAUUCAAAACUAGAUCUUUUUGGCAUUUUACAAAAUACUUAAAUGCAAAGGUAUUGUUUUUGUAAAUGGUGAAAAAGGUGAAUGUCAUUAAUUUGAUCUAAUUGUAUACUUACCUUCGUUUUAAGUGUUUUAAUAAAGAAUCAAUAUAAUAAAUAUGUGUAGGUUUUUUUUUUCUGUUGAUUUAAAACGUUUUAUUUCUUUGCUGCAUCCUAAUUAAAAACUUCGUAUCGUCAUUUUUUUUAUACGUACAAUAGUAGGUAAUACGUACAGUAGUAAUUAUGAACUACUGAAAAGUUAAAAAAACACUAAUACAGAUCAAUAUUUUUUGCGCGAGGCCCUA
Manduca sexta (tobacco hornworm) is the source of this 3094-nucleotide messenger RNA. RefSeq names its product neprilysin-4. Gene Ontology annotation, biological process: protein processing. The transcript has 17 exons. Gene Ontology annotation, cellular component: plasma membrane. The record is from RefSeq and is a predicted model, not a curated record. Gene Ontology annotation, molecular function: metalloendopeptidase activity. Lineage: Eukaryota; Metazoa; Arthropoda; Insecta; Lepidoptera; Sphingidae. The coding region runs from base 219 to 2618 and encodes 799 amino acids.